This is a messenger RNA of Populus nigra (black poplar), 1925 nucleotides long. RefSeq names its product probable ADP-ribosylation factor GTPase-activating protein AGD11. Gene Ontology annotation, molecular function: GTPase activator activity; phospholipid binding. Lineage: Eukaryota; Viridiplantae; Streptophyta; Magnoliopsida; Malpighiales; Salicaceae. The record is from RefSeq and is a predicted model, not a curated record. Bases 347 to 1732 code for a protein of 461 amino acids. The transcript is spliced from 14 exons.
AAUCAUAUCCAGUUCAUUUCAACUUUAUGCUCUGAAUCUUUGCUUUGUUGUGUUUCCUUUUAAUAAUUGUUUCUUACAUUAUCCAAAACUUGCAUUUUUUGGAAAAAUUUUUUUGCAUUGUUUUGGCCAGCUAAUCCAUUAACCACCACUUCUAUCAAGGCGAUGCCUUGUUUUUCCAAAUUUUCAUUGCCAUCUGGUUUCUUUGUCGAUUUCAGAAGAAGCUGAUCAAGCCCCUCCUUUUCUUUUCUUUUUCGUUGAGAUUCCUUUAAUAUAAAAGGGGAUUUUCUUUGGCUAUGAUGAGAUUAUAGCAGCGAUUCAUGUAAUUUCUGUUUCCAUUGUUUGGAGGAUGGAGAUGCCUAUCAGUCACAAGAAUUCUGAAGGUUUGGUUCCUUGCCUACACGAUCUCUUACAUUCAGACAAACAGAGUUGCAGCAGCAGUAAAGAGGAACAAAAUUUGUCUGGAUCGCCUCCUUGUCCAGAUGAUCUCUUACAUUCAAACAAACAAAGUGACAGCAGUGGAAGAGAUCGACACAAAUCUUCUGGAUCGGCUUCUUGGCUCGAUAAUCUUUUAAAUUCAGAUGAACAAAGUUGCAGCAGCAAAAAAGAUCAACGGAAACAUUCUGAUGAUCUCUUACAUUCUGGCAGAAGAAGUUGCCGCAGCAGUAGAGAUCCACAGAAAUCUUCUGGUCCACAACAAAGACUGGAGCAAUUGCUAAGUCAAUCAGGGAACAAGAUUUGUGCUGAUUGUGGAUCUCCAGAUCCAAAAUGGGUGUCAAUAAGUUUUGGAGUUUUUAUUUGUAUCAAGUGUUCAGGCGUUCAUAGAAGCCUCGGGGUGCAUCUAACGAAGGUUCUAUCAAUCAAAUUAGAUGAAUGGACAGAUGAACAAGUGAACACUCUGAUAGAUUUGGGUGGCAAUACUGCUGCAAACAAGAAAUAUGAAGCUUUUAUUCCUGAUGAUUAUCAAAAACCAAAAUCAGAUGCCUCAAUAGAGGAGCGAUCUGAUUUUAUUAGGAGAAAAUAUGAGCAGAAGCAAUUUUCAAACUGUGAUGGACAAAUGUCCUGCCCAUUUCCGGGUCCUAGAAGUACAUUAUCCUCUAGUUGUUCAAGUCAUUGUUCACCCCAAGAUAAGAAACAGUAUGAAAAACAAGCAACCAGGCAUCGUAUUGGGAAUGCAUUUCGUAACAGCUGGGGAAGAAAAGACACUGAGUACAAGAACAAUAAAAAGAGCAACUCUUUGGCAGCUAUGGUUGAAUUUGUUGGAUUAAUCAAGGUUAAUGUAGUCAAAGGAACCAACCUAGCUGUCCGGGAUGUGUUGACUAGUGACCCAUAUGUUGUCCUUACAUUGGGCCAGCAAUCAGUGAGGACUCGCGUCAUAAAGAACAAUUUGAAUCCAAUCUGGAAUGAAAGUCUAAUGUUGUCAAUUCCAGAACAGAUUCCUCCUCUAAAAGUGCUUGUUUACGACAAGGAUAAAUUCACAACUGAUGACUUCAUGGGUGAGGCUGAGAUAGACAUUCAACCACUUGUUUCUGCUGCCAAAGCUUAUGAGAAUUCAACCAUCACCGAGUCGAUGCAGCUUGGUAAAUGGAUAGCAGGCCAGGAUAACACCCUUGUUAAAGAUGGCAUUAUCUCACUAGCAGACGGAAAGGUAAAACAAGAAAUCAGUCUCAAGCUAAAGAACGUUGAGAGAGGGGUGCUGGAGAUUGAGCUUGAAUGUGUUCCUCUCACUCAAUAGUUACAUAGAGAGUACGGAACUUCAAACAUUGUGAUGCCAUAUUUUAAACCGGUUUUGAGUGGUGAACUCGCAAUGGAAAAACCUCUUAGCCUGCUGUUGUUGUAAUAAGCUGUUUUAGCCAUUGUUUCAUUACGAAUAUACAGGGAUUGUUAGGAUUUUCAUUAACGAAUUGUAUAUAGUUUGUUUGCUUUAA